AUGAAAAAAGAGAGAGAAAGGAUGAAUGCUAUGUUGACGGAGUUUCUAGAACAUGAUUAACAUUAGGAGAGGAACUUGUAACUGAAGGCUAGAAGGAAUCUAAUCAUGGAUUUAAAUAAAGGAAACAAAAGAUUUCAUUCCUUUGAACCAGAUUAAUAUAAUUUAACAGAUCCACUUAGUAAAGAUGCCAAAUUAUAUGCUUACAUGUUUAUGAAACCAAAUAACGAUGAUCCAAUCUUCAAACCAUCAAGUCAUUUGAAUGUCCUUUCUCAAAGUACUAGAUCUUAAAAGAAUUUUAAUAGACAUUAUUUGGCUUAUUUCAAUGAAUAACUCUGGCAUUCUAGAGAUAAAAGUUAAAAUGAAGAUUCAUCAUUUAAUUAGGUGUUAGAAAUGAAUAUUGAUAAUUUAUACAAAAGAAGUGCAAACCUUUAAAGUAAGAUCUUGAAUACUAAAUCUGAAAAGUUGGUUAGAAGAAUAAGACAAUUCUUGAAGGUCAAACAAUUAACCACAUAAAUAAUUAAAGUUAACGAAUUAAAACUCUUUAAAAUUAAAUUAUUAUGA
Molecule: messenger RNA, 561 nt
Organism: Paramecium tetraurelia
Lineage: Eukaryota; Ciliophora; Oligohymenophorea; Peniculida; Parameciidae
Exons: 1
Source: RefSeq, a predicted model, not a curated record